AUGGCCAUGCUGGUGGUGUGCGGCACGCUGUCCGUGUACAAGGGCCACGUGAUGGUGGCGAACGCGGACCUGAUAUGGGACACGUUGCACGUGGCCCGGUACGCGUUCAUCACGUGCGCCGGCCGGGACGAGUCGGAGCUGCGGCGCGCCGGGUCGCUGCUGCGCGCGCUGCUCCGCGCGUUCGUCGCGGUUAGCUACCAGACGCUGGCCAUAUGGAUCGCGAUCCCGUGGCUGACGGACGACCGCGUGCCGGUGGCCAAUGGCGACGGCACCAUGGCCGAGUACCGCAUGAACGUCAACAACCUGUGGACGCCGUUGCCCGUGGCCGUGUACAACGCGACGGCCGUCUGGGCCGUCGUCUACGCGAUCGAGGUGUUCCUGAUCACCGUCAACGUGUUCUUCUGGGCGCUGUUCGACUGCUACCUGGUCACCAUGUGCUUCGUGCUCAACGCCCAGUUCCACACCAUCGCGGCCGCUUACGAGAAGCUCGCAUGGUCGCCGUCGCCGCAUCGCCACUCUGGCAUUCGUGAAAAUAACGAUGGAUUCGAGCUGGAUCACUAUGAUAACUUGAUACUACACAUUAAAGAUAAUCAACGUAUAAUGAUGAAAUUCAAUGAUUUUUUCGACAUCGUUCAGCCGGUAAUCCUAGUUCAAAUAGUAAACGGUUCGUUCUUGGUAAUUACAUUAAUAUACCUCACCCUAUUGAUGUAUUUCACGGGUUGGUCGAUUAAAUCGUUACCGAUUUUGAAAUUUUUCUCCGGCAUGGCCUCUCUUACUAUUGAACUUUACAUUUACUGCUACGCGUUCAAUCACAUUGAAACAAAGAAAAAUGUGGUGAAUUUCGGACUGUACAGUAGUAAUUGGACUGCGAUGAGUAUAAAGUUCAAAAGGACACUGUUGGCGACAAUGAAAAUGAACGCGGCCCAUCAGCGAUUGAUGAAAAUCACGCCAAUUUCAAUCGUUAAUCUAGAAAUGUUCUCUAAGGUGAUGAACAUGUCAUACUCGGUUGUGACUGUAUUGCUGAAUUCCAACUCUACACAAACAAAAGAAAUGGAAUAA
This is a messenger RNA of Sipha flava (yellow sugarcane aphid), 1059 nucleotides long. Its product is annotated as odorant receptor 46a-like. Bases 1 to 1059 code for a protein of 352 amino acids. Gene Ontology annotation, cellular component: plasma membrane. The record is from RefSeq and is a predicted model, not a curated record. Gene Ontology annotation, biological process: sensory perception of smell; detection of chemical stimulus involved in sensory perception of smell. Lineage: Eukaryota; Metazoa; Arthropoda; Insecta; Hemiptera; Aphididae. Gene Ontology annotation, molecular function: odorant binding; olfactory receptor activity. The transcript has 6 exons.